Ciona intestinalis (vase tunicate) is the source of this 1400-nucleotide messenger RNA. The record is from RefSeq and is a predicted model, not a curated record. Lineage: Eukaryota; Metazoa; Chordata; Ascidiacea; Phlebobranchia; Cionidae.
ACAUCAUAAACAAAGAUGUUCGGGAAUUACCCUGAUAAGAUAUUUUGGUUUGUGACGUAACAAACGUGGUUGUGAUGAGUAAAAAGUUCCAGAAGAUACCAAUUCACGUGGUUGAAUAUCAUAAUGACGUCCUUACCCCAAUCUACCGUUGCAUCGGAUCCAAACACCUCCCUCUCCAUAAUUCUGCGCUCAUCCAUUUCGAUUCGCAUCCAGACCUAGGAGUCCCAGAAGAUUUCGAUGCGCGACAAAUAUUCAAUAAAAAUAUUUUGUUCCAAAUAAUCUCAAUUGAGAAUUGGAUUCUACCAGCAGUGUACGCCGGACAUUUUAGUUCGAUCGUUUGGUUUAAACCACGGUGGGCAAACCAGAUAAAACAAGGAACAUAUUGUUUCUAUGUUGGUCGGGAUAAAGUUACAAAUAAAUUAUGUGUUUCAUGCCACGACCCGUAUUUCCUGAGCGAUUGCGUUUAUGUUAAUGAGGUUUCUAUGUUGGAUAAGAAGCUCGUUACUUUAUAUGUUGUUGAUGUUGAGGACAAUAGCCCCCCCACCGAUAUAUUACUCCCCAACCAACAUUACGUCCUCGAUAUCGACCUCGAUUAUUUCUCGACACAAAACCCGUUCCUUGAUAUGUUUCCACCGGGUGACCUCAGCGAGCUCACGAGGAUUUACAAGUUUCAACAUUCGGACGAUCAUGAUAUUGAUGGUUGCUUGGCAACUCGAAGAGAACAAUUGGAUGAAUUGAGAUCUUGGAUCGAGAAGAUGAAGUCCGGAUGCGGGGAUGAGGAGGGUCGAGGGUCCAUGGUAGAUGGGAGAUUCCUAAGUUUUCAACAAAUCGUAAAAAAUUAUGAAAAUAAAUUGGGACGAAAACUGGAGGCUGAUGAUUACGACAUUAUCCACGGGGCAGGUUGCGCAACAGGGGAACCCCCCCUACCCCACCACGUGGCAACGAACGAAGAAAUUCAAGGAAGUUUAAAAAAAGUUGAAAAUAUUUUGAAAAACCUUCCGUGGAAACCGGUGAUGGUCACGGUUGCUAGGUCUUCAAUCGAUGAUUAUUGUCCGAAACAUCAAGUCGAGUUCAUCCAAUCAGAAGUCGAGGAAAUGUUGAGGUCGUUGUACCAUGACGUUGAUGUCAUCCAUUCAUAUUGAUGAUGUCAUAAUACUGUGGUCUGUGACAUCAUCGAUGACAUCAUUAAACUUUUUUUUUCUUCUUUUGUUGUUCAUCUGUAACAAAACAAUGAAAUAUUUACUUAUUAUGACAUCACAAUCAACAAUUGUUUUACCUGGCAGAAAAUCUUGAAACAUUUUUCGUUUCUUUUCUAUUUUUACUUGAAAACUUUUCCAAUCUUCGUUUCUUUGAUGAAAUUGUCGAAUCGCAAAUUUACGAAAUAUAUGUUUUCCAUGUUG